This is a messenger RNA of Alternaria postmessia, 1503 nucleotides long. RefSeq lists its product as uncharacterized. Bases 1 to 1503 code for a protein of 500 amino acids. Gene Ontology annotation, biological process: polysaccharide biosynthetic process. The transcript has a single exon. Lineage: Eukaryota; Fungi; Ascomycota; Dothideomycetes; Pleosporales; Pleosporaceae. Gene Ontology annotation, cellular component: membrane. The record is from RefSeq and is a predicted model, not a curated record. Gene Ontology annotation, molecular function: acyltransferase activity, transferring groups other than amino-acyl groups.
AUGCCAACCACACAUGGGGGACUCUUGGAUCAUGGCCGACUCGACGACGUCAAAUUGUCACCAACGAUAUGGAAACCAGUCCGAACAGCAAGAUGGAGUCUUAACAUCGUGCGCCCGGAAUUCUUGAGCUUACGCUCAAACACCAAGAGCAGCUCAAUCAGACCGACAGCGUGGUUAGACGGUCUGAGGGGAUUUGCAGCGUUCUUGGUAUAUCUGCAUCACAAUCAACUGUGGUCCCACGGUGGCAAAGGGAAUCUGGUCUUCGAAAACUCGUUCGGCUACGAGGGAAGAUACUACUCCGCAGCUUUCCCUUUCGUACGGCUCUUCUUCUCUGGUGGCCACUUCGCCGUCGCCAUCUUCUUCGUCAUCUCAGGAUAUGUCCUCUCGCUCAAAAGCCUGAGACUCAUACAGGAGGGAAAACCAUCAAGCGCAUCAGAAACGGUCGGUUCCGCUCUUUUCCGUCGCUGGCUUCGACUUUACAUUCCUGUCAUCAUUGUCACGUUUGCCUGGACGUCAUUCCGACACUGGAGUAAACUGUCACUUGACAUGCACGAGAUGAAAUCCACAUUCCGCGAAGACGUCAUUGUCUGGUACCAAACCCUCAAAAACUACAGCUUCGUAUUCUCUACAAACAUCUAUGAGUUCACGGAAGCGUAUCAUCCUCAUACCUGGUCAAUACCUAUCGAAUUCAAAGGAUCCAUUGUCGUCUACACUACACUUUCUGCACUUUCGCGGUGCACACGGAACGCUCGUUUAUGGUGCGAGGUGGCUUUGAUCACAUACUUUCUCUAUGUGGUAGACGGCUUCUACGCAGCAUUGUUCAUGUCCGGGGUAUUGCUCUGUGACCUUGAAUUACUGGCCCAGCGGGACGAACUCCCGCGCUUUCUUAGUGCGCUGGCCGGAUUCAAGGAGCUCAUAUUUUUCCACUUGUUCAUCGCCGCACUUUACCUCGGCGGAGUACCGGCAUUCGAUGCGCCAGAAAUCGAUCGCACCGUUCUCAUCUCCAGGUCGCCUGGAUGGGUCUGGCUGUCACAUCUCAAGCCCCAAGCUGUCUUCGACGCAAAGUGGUUCUACCUCUUCUGGGCUGCAUCCUUCGCAGUAGCCUCGAUCCCACGCCUGCCAUGGCUCAAGCGCUUCUUCGAGACUGGUUUCUGCCAGUACCUUGCGCGCAUCUCGUUUGCGCUAUACCUAGUCCACGGGCUUGUAAUAUGGACCCUGGGAGACCGACUUUACGCCGCGGUUGGGCUCUCAAGGCCAUUUCACAAGGACGGUAUACCAGGAUGGGUCGACAAGUUCCCGCUCCCCAAGAAAGGGCCUAUGGGUCUUGAGGUUGCAUUCUGGCUACCACAGCUGAUCAUUCUUCCCCUUACACUCUACGCUGCCGAGGUUGUUACGAAACUAGUCGAUGAGCCCAGCGUCACAUUAGCCAAUUGGCUUUACAAGUGUACGGUCCGGCCACAAGUAACCCCGCCGAAGCACCAGCGCAGCUACUCUGUACGAUAG